This is a messenger RNA of Effrenium voratum, 1743 nucleotides long. Lineage: Eukaryota; Dinophyceae; Suessiales; Symbiodiniaceae. The record is from the annotation of a GenBank genome assembly.
UCAAGGCAGCUUGCCACCUCUGGGGUCAUAUCUUUGGUGGCAAGUUGACUGUCCUCGAGGCCUCGCAAAAGCGAUGGCCGCCAUGAUGAUUCGACCAGAUCGAGCCAUCCUGAAGCGACAGGAAGAGGAGUUCCAGUAUGAGACACGAGUUGCUGGCCAGCUGGACCAGUUCAAGGUAGAGCAGAAGGGACACUGGGAGAAUCGGAUGAUGAACGUCAUUCGCAACAACCGCAUCAAGGGCAAGGUUUCAAAUAUGCAAGCGCAGCAACAAGCCCAGUUGCAGGACCGCAGGUAUCAACUUGCAAAGAAGUUGUCCGAUGAGAUGAAGGCUUGGCAGAAAGAGAUGGUCGAGCGAGAAGAGACACCUGCACAGCGGAUGGAGCGAAUGUCUGCCCGCGCGUAUGAGCUUAAGAAGCGCCGAGAGGACGAGCGGAAGGCGGUCGUCCAGGAGAAGCUCUACCAACAAUGGCGGGCAGGCAUAGAUGACCUUCGGACGAUGGACUCCAAGAUCGUGGAGCUGCAGACCAUCGCAGAUAGGGAUUUCCAGCUGGACGACAAAGCUCUCCGCAAAGCAGAGGAGAAGGGCAUCGAUGACUUCUAUGCCAAGCUCUGGCAUGAGGGAUAUUUGGCAAAGAUCGAGCGCGAGGAGCGGGAGAAGGCUUUGAAGCAUGGUCGCAAUGAGCAGCAGAAGGCGACUUUGGGAAUUCAGCUCGACAUGAAGAAGGAGAGAGUGGAACUGGAUAAGGAGGAAGAGGCAGUGGAGGCUGAUCGAUUGAAGAAGCUUUGGGCAGAGCAAGAGGAAGACGAGAAGAAGGCGGUGGUCCAAUCCCGGAUCUAUGCACAGGAAGAGCGGAGGAAGGCAGAUGAAUACAUGGCCAUCCAGCAGAUGCAGAGAGCAGAGGAGGAGCGACAGGAAAAGGAUUUCGAUAAGAACUUUGUGCAUGGCGUUCUGGAGCGCGAACGGCAGAUUGCCCAGCAGGAGGAGGCGGAGAAGAUCAAGGCGAAGAGGAAGGCCAUGGAGUUUACGGAGGCCUUGAAGCUGGAGAUGGCGAGGAAGGCAGCUAGUGAGGAGGAGCUGCUGCGCUUGCAGCAUGAAGAGUCUGAACGCCAGUGGCAGAAGAGAUACGUGCAGUGGGAGAAGGAAGAGCUUGCUCGUCGGUCUUUGAUGGAGGAAGUCUACCACGACCGGGCUGAGCAAGUGAAGUUGAAGCAUCGGCUGCGUGAGCAGGUAAAGGCAGACAUCCACAAAGAGCGUGGGCAGAUCGAGCAGGAGAUGCAGCGCCUGGAGGGCAUCGAGAAGCAGCGCGAGGAAGGCGAGAAGUUGGUGUCGAUGCGGCAUCAAGAGGAGCUGUUCCGACAGAUGGACUUCCACCAGGUGCAACGACAUCGACAGCUGCAGCAGCAUGCGAUUGAGCAGCGACAGGCUGCAAUCGCAGAGGAAAAGAUUCGACGCGCCGUGGAGCAAGAGAAGAAGAAGGCCAACGCCAUCAUGGCGGAGGUGGUCGAGAAGCGCGCCGCGGCUCAGCAGGUCACGGCUCCCUGGGACAGGUAAGCCCUCGAUGCAGGGUUUGCACUUGAGCACGAGGCGAGAGACCGCGCGGACGCCCCAAUCUGGGCCUUCUGUGACAGGUUCCUUCGUUUCCAGAGCCGCGCUGCCAACGCAUCGCUCAAGAGACAGGCUGGGGCAAUGAAGGGUAUUUGUUUCACCAUGUGCGAAGGGCGUCGGACCAGGCGAUAUGUGCC